ACGAGUUAGUGUUGAUGUGCGUUGAUAUGGAGGUGGCUAUGAAGGAGAAGGUGUUUGUUGAGUUGUUUGGAGCUGAGUCCAAUUUUCAUGCAGGUCUGACUCAGGAAAUCCUAGCAUCUGUGGAAGGUGGCAUUGGCGUGGAUGAAGAUGAGGAUGAGGAUGAUGAGGACUCACUCCCCUUAACGGAAGAGGAGAAAGCAUACCACGCUAAACUGGUGGCGGAAGGGAAGAGGGAUAGAAUGAAGGCGGUCACUGCUAAUCAGAAGUCGAACGUUAAUAAGUAUGUCCGCAAUGCCUUCCUUCCCAUUGUUCCACCUAGAUGGAUUGAGUCGCAGUCUAGAUCCGUGGACGACAAGCUUUGGGACCUCUAUACCUUCAACUACCUUGCCCCCAUCCAUGCUGACUCCUAUCGGUUUUUAGCGUCACUUACGGAGGACGAGAUGAAGAAGUGCAAUGAGAAGGCACUCAUGGAGAACAUCGACCUGAUUAAGGGCAACUACCCACUUACUCCUGACAUGAUGAAGCUCCCGACCAUUGGUCGGCCGUACCUCAAGUGUCAGUGUGUCGCGGAAGGGAAGGGCGAUUGUGGUAAGAAUAUAUCAUGGCUGGAUCAUGUCCUGUGGUAUCUCUUGUCUGACCUCCAUUACCUCUUCGCUGAAGCCCCGUCGCUUAGAGCUAGAGCACGAGCAUUCAGGGUCAGGGCGAAGACCACGUGGCGGGCUGCCAUCCUUGCCUUUGUCGUGUUCACACAUACGAGGGACGUAAUGGUGAAGAUGGCCUACAUUGUGGCCAUAGACCCAACCAGGACCGCGGCGAACAUUUUGGACWACCCUGCCAUCAUGUUGCACAAGUUUCCUAGAACCAUGGCCAAGCUCAUCCUUCCGGCUCGUUAUGUGAAGGCGAAGGAGAAGAGGAGGGUCGAGGCUGCGUCAUCUUCGGCGGCAAAGAGGACAAGGAGGCCGCAGCAGACCAUCUUGGAGUUCUAUGUCCCCCUCGCACAAGGGGACGUCCCGACACAUGCUCAGGAGAACCAUUCCCAAUCGGAGAUUGCCACUCCACCAUCAUUUACUGUCACGACCCAGGAGGAUGCCCAGCCUUCCAUUUCUAGUAGACCAUUGAGGAGGAGUCCGAGGGGACUGGGUUUGGCUAAGAUUUCAUUGUUUGGAGGCUGACUUUGUAGGAUGCAUGUUUUUCGUCGCUGUGUGUGCAGGAUGAUUGUGUUCUGGGAGGGAUCAUGUCUCGUGGCCCCUCUGGUC
Molecule: messenger RNA, 1256 nt
Organism: Chara braunii
Lineage: Eukaryota; Viridiplantae; Streptophyta; Charophyceae; Charales; Characeae
Source: the annotation of a GenBank genome assembly